AUGAAAAAAUAAAAUAUAAUCCUUGUUGCUAUUGUUGUCUUCGCCUGUGCCUCCUUUAUUUAAACCAAAAAUGUUGGAUAGCUAGAGAUUAUUAAGAAAUACUGCUCUGAAUAAUUGAAAAAUUGUACUAACAACAAGGCUUGUUCUUAAGCUAUAUCAAAAUGCUAAAAUCAGAAUGACAUCACCAUUGUUGAUUGCCUACAAUAAUGCAAUAGCUUUUAUGCUUAAGAAAUCACUAAAUGCCAUAAUGAAAAAGCUAAAAAUCUUAACUAGCUUGACAUCAUUUAGAGAUUUUGCUCUGUACAAUUGAACACUUGCAUCUAAGAUAGAGUUUGUUACAGAUUACUCAAUGAUUGUGAAUCUAAAGACGACAUCUCUGUUAUUGAAUGUCUAUAAUAAUCAAACAGUCUUUAUGCUAACUAAAUCACCUAAUGUCAUGAUGAAAACUCUGAUAAUUGA
Tetrahymena thermophila SB210 is the source of this 459-nucleotide messenger RNA. Its product is annotated as transmembrane protein, putative. The transcript has a single exon. The record is from RefSeq and is a predicted model, not a curated record. Lineage: Eukaryota; Ciliophora; Oligohymenophorea; Hymenostomatida; Tetrahymenidae.